Molecule: messenger RNA, 3531 nt
Organism: Mobula hypostoma (lesser devil ray)
Lineage: Eukaryota; Metazoa; Chordata; Chondrichthyes; Myliobatiformes; Myliobatidae
Product: putative transcription factor Ovo-like 1
Exons: 4
Coding region: 211-954 (247 amino acids)
Biological process (GO): epidermal cell differentiation; regulation of transcription by RNA polymerase II
Cellular component (GO): nucleus
Molecular function (GO): DNA-binding transcription factor activity, RNA polymerase II-specific; RNA polymerase II cis-regulatory region sequence-specific DNA binding
Source: RefSeq, a predicted model, not a curated record
GGGAAAGAAUCCGAGGGAGGGAGAGAAAAGUGAGGGGACAGAGGGAAGGAGAAAGCGAAGAGGGGGAAAAACGAGGGGGGAGAAAGAGAGAGAGAACGGGGAAAUCGCGGGAAGAAAGAGUUGGAGAAAACCGAAGGAGAGGGGUUUUCUUUGCCCUCUCCCCGCGAGACUCGAGGCUGUUCGGACCCAGACCGGGACAGGUCGAACAACAUGCCGAGAGCGUUCUUGGUGAAAACCCGCAGCGCUGCCGCUAGACACCGCAGCUGGAGCGAAAUGCCGGACGAAAUGCGAGCCGAUGUCUACAUUCCGCAUCCACUGGAUGUGAUUCACUGCCGAGGGUCAGAAAUGUGCGAGGCUCCCCUCUGCCUGACUGCCGAUGACAGCACGGGGAAGGAGUCGUCCUACGACACCGACUCGAGCGCGUCUGCGCAGGAGGUGGAGAACGGCAUCAACCAGAGCGGCCAGCAAGGAUUCGUCCGCUCCAAGAUUAAGGUGACCAUUGGAGAGUGCGCGGCCGAGAACUACGCCUGCCAGCUGUGCCACAAGACGUUCCAGUUCCAGCGCAUGCUGAACCGCCACAUGAAGUGUCACAACGUGGUGAAGCGACACCUCUGCACCUUCUGCGGCAAAGGCUUUAACGACACGUUCGACCUCAAGAGGCACGUCCGUACGCACACAGGGAUUCGCCCGUACAAGUGCGACCUGUGCGAGAAGGCCUUCACCCAACGCUGCUCGCUGGAGUCCCACCUCAAGAAGAUCCACGGUGUCCACCAGGCCUACGCCUACAAGGAACGGCGGACCAAGCUCUAUGUGUGCGAGGACUGCGGCUUCACGGCCGAGAGUCAGGAGGGACACUUCGUCCACAUGAGGGAAAGGCACCCGGACAGCCCCUCGCUGCGCAAGAGCGCCAAGAAGAUGGCAGUACUGCAGUCUGGCCUCGCCUCGUCUUCCUGAUGCCCCGUCUGCUCCCCCCUCCCACUCACUGGUGGCGAGUUGCGGUGGGUGAGGGGGGAGGUGGACUUGCAGUGCCAUACCAGCCCGUCUCAACACCGCUGUAAUGCCCAGCUUUGGCCGGAUCGCUCGCGAUGAUGGGAGUGUUUCCCCCAGCUCCUUCCCUCUCCACCCUCCAACAUCCCCUCAAGCGCCUCUCCGCCGCCAACCGGAAAGAGCAGGAGAAGAUUUCACGGGAGUUGCCUCAGGCGGGGCCAACCGAAGCGACUCCAACCCGCCACGAUCGGAAACUGGUCGGGAGGGGGGGCCGCGAUCAAGACUCGUCCUGCUGAUCACGCCGGCGCUGACAGCUCCGAAGCCGUGCCCUGAAACCCCCGCGUCUCCGCCACCCCCAGCCUUUUGCACUGACCCGGAUCAGCUAUCUGCUUUGCAGACCCCACACCUGCACCUUGUUGGAGUUCCAGUCGCCGAACUUGGUCCUCUGGCCCGAAACUUUGACUGUCCCACUUCCCAAAACGGUUGCUACCUGAUCCCACUAACUUACCUCCGGAGCUAUUUUCAACGAGGGGGAAAAGGAGUAAGAAUGGCACUUUUUUUUUUAAACAGUUGCUGCUCGACAAGGCUGAUGGACUUCAUGGGUAUCGCCGAACACAGUUGUCCUCUCCCCGCCCAACCGACCUGCUUCCAAGAGGAAUCAUGGGCACGUGGUCACGAUGGAUCUGGAGAUACUGACACUUACUGCUGUCAACUUUCAACUUCUGGGGACUUGGGUGGGAUAGAGUGGGUGAGGUGGGGGAGUUUGGGGAACGUAGGGGAAUGGAGUGCUGAGUGGAUGCUGCUUAGUAUCUAUGGCAUUGAGCACUUUUUUAUAUCAUAAGAGAACUGGGAAAAGCAACAUCUGUCUUGACAAAUGGUGGUGAAACAAAUAAUUCUGUAGGCAGUACAUAUAAUUUCUUAACUAACUGGAACUUUCACCCUUCUGAUUCUUACAUGACUUUUGGAUUUGAUUUGCAGAUAAUUUAGUUUAAAAUUUUCUGCUCAGGGAUUUUGUGCAACAGGUGCAUAUUUUAAAGACACAGUUGUGGGGCUUCUGAGUGGUAGAUAUGGAAUGAAGCUCUCUCCACACUGUCCCAUCACACACUCCCGGGGUCAGACACAGAGUGAAACUCCCUCUACACCGUCCCAUCACACACUCCCAGGGUCAGACACAGAGUGAAUCUCCCUCCACACCGUCCCAUCACACAUGCCCCGGGUCAGACACAGAGUGAAUCUCCCUCCACACCGUCCCAUCACACACUCCCGGGGUCAGACACAGAAUGAAGCUCCCUCCACACCGUCCCAUCACACACUCCCAAGGACAGUUUAGAAAUAAAAGAAUGAAAAUAAUUGUUUAUGUACACAUUAAAACUCACUACUGAGUGGAUUAGGUCUUAAUUUGGAAGUGGGGAAUGAGCCCAAACAGCCUGUCUGAUCCCACUGGGACUGGAACUACCUGACUGCUCCAGGCUCACGAGUUGGAGAGGGUCAGUGCCACGCUAAGACGUGAGGUCCCUCAGCCCUAAGAGACUUCACUCGGUAUCAGCCCCGGGAGACACGAGAGGCCGCAGAUGCAGGAAUCAGGAGCAAUACACAACGCCCCGGAAGAAGAACUCAGCAGGUCGGGCAGCAUCUGCGUGGAGGGAAAUGAACAGUCAGUGCCGCGGACUCUCCCCGCCCCCCCCCGGCCUCCCGGCCCCCCGAACCAUCCAUUUCCCCCUCUGUAGAUGCUGCCCGUCCCACUGUGUCUUUAUCAUUGCAGCAUUUGGGACCACGCCUUGCGUAUUCGGGGUUCCGAACUCUGAACUCCCUGCCACCCUGCCGACCCAAUCCUGAGGCGAUGAUGUGGCUCGAUGCUGCGGUUUUAGCGGGCAGCAUUCCUGUUGGCACAGCUACGGUACUUUACUUUGUUACAGCACUGUAUAAACUCGAGGUGUACAGGAAGGAAAAUGUGGCAGAAUUUGAGCAAUACAGUAUAUGUUUUAAAUGUAUUUUAAACUAUUUUUUAAUUAUCUAUUAUUGGUGAUGGAAUUUAUUUUGCAUUUUAUUUAUUUAGAGAUACUACAUGAUACCAGGGAUUUCCAGCCCAGCUGCUUUGUUUAGUAACUCCAGAAAGUACUUGCGGCCCGUUACGCUGCCGGCGUUUCGGGCAGCAAUGAAGGUCCUCCAUCUCUGGCGGUGUUCAGGGCUUCCUUCAUCCUAUCAGUCGCUUCCUCUCAGUUUUCGCCACUGUCAGACAUGCAAGUCCCGGGUGGAGACUCAGGAAUACCGUCGCACUCAGAUGGACGUCACACUCUGCUUCCGUAACAGUUUUGUUUGACCAGUCAGGGUUGUUAGCCCUGAACCUGGAGGACCGGUGGACCGCUCUUGGUCUGGCCUCUAACCCUUUGACCCUUUUUUGGCAUGGACGACCCUACCAAGAACCAAGGCAUAAAGCCCUGACUCCAGCCAACGUAGCUCUCUGGGUCUUUGAGGCUCACGAGCCUCCAAAUCAUGACAGGGUUAACUAAUCAAAAGAAAAACACGGUAGCCGGGGAUAACACG